Messenger RNA from Miscanthus lutarioriparius, 360 nucleotides. The record is from the annotation of a GenBank genome assembly. Lineage: Eukaryota; Viridiplantae; Streptophyta; Magnoliopsida; Poales; Poaceae.
AUGGAAAGACAAAGGAUGAACGAGAUUGUUAAAGAUCUAGAAUCUAUUUGGAAGUUAGAGGAGAUUAAAGCUAGACAAAGAUCUAGGGAUAGAUACGUAAAAGAGGGUGAUAGAAACACAGCAUAUUUUCAAGCUGUGAUAAAUCAAAGAAAUAGGAAAAAACGUAUUUCUGGGUUAGAAGGCCCUGAUGGUUGGAUAGAUGAUAACAAAGGCAUGCUUGAGCAUGUUGUUGACUUUUACAGAAAACUGUUUGAUAAAGAAGAAAAUAGUUGUGUUAAGUUAGGACAAGAUUUUUGGGAAGUGGAUGAAAAAGUGACUGCCUUAGAAAAUGAGAUGUUAGAAGCUUUGUUAGCUUCCUAG